Molecule: messenger RNA, 2367 nt
Organism: Abrus precatorius (Indian licorice)
Lineage: Eukaryota; Viridiplantae; Streptophyta; Magnoliopsida; Fabales; Fabaceae
Product: probable methyltransferase PMT11
Exons: 9
Coding region: 47-2041 (664 amino acids)
Cellular component (GO): endosome; cytoplasm; trans-Golgi network
Molecular function (GO): methyltransferase activity
Source: RefSeq, a predicted model, not a curated record
UUGUUAUUAUUCACUCUUCUUCUUCAUUGCAUUCAAUUCCUAAACAAUGAAACCCUCCAAUUUCAAUCCCCAUUUCCUCCUUAAGAUCGCCGCUUUCUUCCUCCUCGCCGCCACUUUCUUCUACAUAGGCAAACACUUCUCCGACGGAUACCACCAACUCAUCUUCUUCACCGCCACCGCCGCAACCCCCGAAGUCACAAUUUCCCACAAUUUCAACAAAUCCAUCAAUACUUCUGCCCUAAUCCUCAACCUCACCCAGAUCGUACAACCAACCUCAUCCCCGCCUCCUCCUCCUCCUCCUCCGCCGCCUCCUCCGCCGCCGCCGCCGCCGGAGGAUUCGAUUCGGAAAUUCGGUAUCCUCAAUGAAGACGGCAUUAUGACCGACGAGUUCGAGGUUGGGCUUUUCGACCCUGAGGCAGUGGACCAGUGGGUCAACGAUACCGAACUUGAUGAUUCCGUUUCUGCCCCCAAAUUCACCAUUACGAAGUUUGAGCUGUGCCAGCGCUCCAUGAGCGAACAUAUACCCUGUUUGGAUAACGCAGAAGUGAUUCGGAUGCUUCAAUCAACGCAAAGAGGGGAAAAGUUCGAGAGGCAUUGUCCGGAAGAAGCUAAACGAUUCAAUUGCUUGAUUCCACCCUCUAAAGGUUAUCGUUCCCCCAUUCCCUGGCCCAGGAGCCGCGAUGAGGUAUGGUACAAUAAUGUUCCUCACACUCAUCUUGUAGAAGAUAAAGGAGGUCAAAACUGGAUUUCCAAGGACAGGGAUAAGAUUAAGUUUCCCGGGGGUGGUACCCAAUUUAUACAUGGAGCAGAUCAAUACUUGGACCAUAUUUCUAAGAUGGUUCCUGAUAUUAGAUUUGGACAGAAUAUACGAGUUGCUCUUGAUAUUGGCUGCGGGGUUGCUAGUUUUGGUGCAUACUUAUUGUCGCGAAAUGUCAUAACCAUGUCUGUUGCUCCCAAGGAUGUUCAUGAGAAUCAGAUCCAGUUUGCUCUUGAGCGUGGUGUGCCGGCAAUGGUGGCUGCAUUUGCAACUAGACGUUUAUUAUAUCCAAGUCAAGCUUUUGACUUGAUACAUUGUUCACGUUGUAGAAUUAAUUGGACUCGUGAUGAUGGUAUUCUACUGCUUGAAGUUAAUAGGAUGCUAAGAGCAGGAGGGUUCUUUGUCUGGGCUGCUCAGCCAGUUUAUAAACAUGAGGAAGUUUUAGAAGAACAAUGGGAAGAGAUGCUUAAUCUUACUACUCGUCUAUGCUGGAAGUUUUUGAAGAAAGACGGUUAUGUUGCAAUAUGGCAGAAACCUUCUGACAAUACCUGCUAUAGGAACCGUGAGGCAGGAACCCAACCUCCACUUUGUGACCAAAGUGAUGACCCAGACAAUGUUUGGUAUGUUAAUCUAAAAGCAUGCAUCUCUCAAUUGCCUGCAAAUGGAUAUGGAGCAACUGUUGCCAAAUGGCCUGAGCGUUUGCACACUACACCUGAUAGGCUUCAAAGCAUAAAAUUUGAUGCUUUCAUGUCCAGAAAAGAGCUUUUUAGGGCAGAAUCAAAAUAUUGGAAUGAGAUAAUAGCAAGCUAUGUACGAGCUUUACGUUGGAAGAGGAUGAAACUAAGAAAUGUUAUGGACAUGAGAGCUGGUUUUGGAGGGUUUGCAGCUGCAAUGAUUGAUCAGAAUCUUGACAGCUGGGUUAUGAAUGUUGUUCCUGUUAGUGGUCCAAACACCUUGCCUGUUAUAUAUGACCGCGGACUGAUUGGAGUCGUGCAUGACUGGUGCGAACCAUUUGACACCUACCCAAGAACGUAUGAUUUACUGCAUGCUGCAAACCUGCUUUCUGUUGAGAAGAAAAGAUGCAAUCUCUCAUCAAUUAUGCUUGAGAUGGAUCGGAUACUAAGACCCGGUGGACGGGCAUACAUCCGCGAUUCUCUUGCCAUCAUGGAUGAGCUUGUACAGAUUGGCAAGGCUAUUGGCUGGCAAAUGAAAGUGCGAGAUACAGCUGAGGGUCCUCAUGCAAGUUAUAGGAUCUUGGUUUGUGAUAAGCGCCUACGCGGUUGAUGUAAACUCACGUUCUUGUUUCUGAUCCCUGCAAUGGGAAUGUCAACAAAAUAGGUUCACACUCACUCUUUUUAGAAGAAUAGGACUACGCAAGGUGUAAAUAUUACGUUUGGAGGCAGCGAGGUAUUUGUCAAUUGAUUCUUGACAUUAGAUCAUCGGAAGUGCUGGUUAGGUCUAGUCUGCAUCAUUUAACUUGUUUAUAUAAUUCAAUUUAUUUGUAUAUUACAAUGUUUUUAGGCCGAUCAUCUGUUAUAUUUUUAAUUAAUGUUUAGUCCAAACAUUAGGAACUUUGUAUCUCACUUCUAAAAUAUUCCCCAUGUUUGAUU